AUGAUCCAACUACUCUCAGUGGAACCGGAAACCCAGGAAUAUGAUUGGCGAGUUUUGCGGCGAGUCGUGCACGGGGAUUUGAGUGGCAGUGUGCGUAGUCUGCAGAAAGUGGAAACCGUGAAUUGCAGAAGAUCCCUUGUUAUGCAGCGUCGUUUUUUUCUCAAUUCUGGGCUCUUCUCAAGCGAUCAUUUCUUGCAUCUAUUCGUGAUCCACUACUCGUCAAAAGUAAAACUCUUUCAAACAAUUAUUACCGCUGUAGUGAUUGGCUUAGUCAACUUGCAAGUGCAAAUAACUGGGGAUACCAUUCAAAACAUCGGAGGAGUACUCUACACUACAAUUCGUGAUAUGAACUACCUCUUCCUUUACCCUGCUAUUAAUGUGAUCACCGCUGAGUUGCCUCUUUUCUUAAGAGAACACAGAGCACAAAUUUACUCCGCUGACAGCUAUUACUGGGCAAAAUCUGUCGCUGAGUUGCCACAAUACACAAUUCUGCCAAUUAUCUACGCUUUAAUCGUUUAUUGGAUGACAGGUCUCUAUGCGAGUGCUGGUGUGUUCUUCAAAUAUCUUUUUGUGUGUAUUCUCCAAGCAUACGUGGCAGUUUCAAUAGCGAUGUUUGGCGCUUGUGUAUUUGGUGAAGAGGGAGCUGCAAUUCCUUUUAUGCCCCUUUAUGUGCUACCGAUGCGAAUCUUUGGUGGCUUCUAUAUCAACUAUGACGAUGUGCCGCCAUACUUUCAGUGGGCUACAUUUCUUUCAUGGUUCCGCUUUGGUUUUGAGGCACUAGAGAAUAACAAUGACUGUACCGCCCCUGUCCAGCGAAGAAUGGCGCAGAGUGAUGCUGAAUCGCGAUAUGAAGCCCGUAGGAUGCUCUUUUGGAUAGAUAGCGGAAUACUCGUGGCAAUGUUUUUGAUUGGACGUAUCUUUGGAUUAAUAGCGUUAAAAUUACGGACACGAUUUGCGAAA
Molecule: messenger RNA, 960 nt
Organism: Mesorhabditis belari
Lineage: Eukaryota; Metazoa; Nematoda; Chromadorea; Rhabditida; Rhabditidae
Source: the annotation of a GenBank genome assembly